Rhinocladiella mackenziei CBS 650.93 is the source of this 1485-nucleotide messenger RNA. RefSeq lists its product as uncharacterized. The record is from RefSeq and is a predicted model, not a curated record. The transcript is spliced from 7 exons. Gene Ontology annotation, molecular function: transmembrane transporter activity. Gene Ontology annotation, cellular component: membrane. Gene Ontology annotation, biological process: transmembrane transport. NCBI's taxonomy places the organism in Eukaryota, Fungi, Ascomycota, Eurotiomycetes, Chaetothyriales, Herpotrichiellaceae. Bases 1 to 1485 code for a protein of 494 amino acids.
AUGGCGACAGCGACAUUGAAAGCUGAAGCUUUUGAUCAUGUUGAAUUAGACCCCAACCGGAGCGAGUCAUCGAAUGACGAGAUCACCUGGACCGAACGGGAAGAAACGACCAUCAGGAGAAAGAUUGACUGGCGAAUUGUGCCCCUGGUGACUCUCUUGUACCUGCUUUGCUUCCUCGACCGCGCCAACAUUGGAAAUGCUCGAAUUCAAGGAAUGGCAAAAGACCUUGAACUGGUCGGCUACCGGUUCAAUUGGGCUCUCAGCGUCUUCUACAUCAUCUACCUCCUGGUCGAAGUGCCUAGCAAUAUUCUUCUGAAGCAUAUUGGGCCCCGAUUCUACAUUCCGGCACUUGUGGCAGGCUUUGGCAUUGUAUCUCUGUGUACGGCCUUUGUCAAGAAUUUCGCCGAGCUUUGUGUCGCCCGGGCAUUUUUGGGCGUAUUUGAAGGAGGUACCAUGCCUGGAAUUGCAUUCUUUUUGAGCACCUUUUACAAACGACGGGAACUCUACUUCCGAAUUGGGAUUUUCAUCUCUGCCGCUUCAAUUGCAGGUGCCUUUGGCGGUCUGUUCGCGACAGCUCUAGCGCGCAUUCCCCGCUGGGGUACCGAUUCCACGCCCAUCCACACCUGGAGGAACAUUUUCUUUUUCGAAGGCUUGCUUACUACCCUUGUCGCUGCCGCGGCACCGAUUUUCAUGCCAUCGAACCCACAAACUUGCACAUUUCUCAGCGAACGAGAACGACAUAUUGCCCAUGAAAGAUUGGUUCGAGAGCACAGAGCUGAUCCGCAUGAACGAGUCCAAUGGCAUCACAUUAAGGCUGCGGUUCUGAAUGUGAAUAACAACCUCUGCGCUGCAGGCUUCUUUCUGAUCAACAUCACCGUGCAAGGUCUCUCUAUCUUCAUGCCGACCAUUCUGGCCGAUCUAGGUUGGACGGCGACCAAAGCACAGCUAUAUUCAGUCCCACCGUAUGUGGCUGCUUGUCUGGUGGCUAUCUUGAUCGCCUUCAUCAGCGACAAGACUCGCAGACGUGGAAUCUACCUGGCCUUGGCAACGUUCCCGCCCAUUGUUGGAUUUUCUAUCCUCAGAUGGAAUUCAAAUGCAUCAGUUCGGUAUAUGGCAGUGUAUUUCAUUACUACUGGUGCAUUCCCCGGGGGCCCUGGAUUUUUGUCUUGGGGCAUCAACAAUUCCGCCGGUCCGGCGGUCCGAGCAGUCGCGACAGCCUACAUUGUCUCAGUCGGCACACUAGGAGGUGUACUGGCGACAUGGACAUAUCUCGUCCGGGAUGCUCCUCGAUAUCCAAUCGGCCAUACCAUCAACCUCACGGCCCAAAUCAUUGUACUGUGCGUGGCCAGCUUUGGAAUUGCAUACAAUAUGCGUGAGAACAGGGUGCGGGAUCAGGGAAGACGGAACCAUCGUCUCGACGGGCUGAGGACGGAUGAGAAGAGGGAUCUAGGACACAAGCACCCUGACUUUAGGUAUAUUCCAUAG